Molecule: messenger RNA, 1630 nt
Organism: Diabrotica balteata
Lineage: Eukaryota; Metazoa; Arthropoda; Insecta; Coleoptera; Chrysomelidae
Source: the annotation of a GenBank genome assembly
UUAAAAGUGCGUGGAAAACAAUUGAAUUGUAGUCACUAACAUCCGUAUUGGAACACACAAAUAUGAAGGGGUUACAUCAGAAGUUUUUCUCUGUGUAUAUACUACGUAUCAAACCGGAAAAAAAGGAAAUCCAAGAAAAAGAAAUUAAAACUGACAAAAAUGUUUCCCUCUUUCUAAAACAGGCUUUUAUUGCAUUGGGACCGAUGCUAUUGACAAUAUGUUCUGGAAUGACAGUAGGAUAUUCAGCUAUACUGCUGCCUCAACUGCAAUCUUUAGAAAAUUCUACCUUAAGCAUUGACAGAGAAGAAGCAUCGUGGAUAGCAUCUGUAGCAGCUCUUCCAAUGGCCGUAGGAUCAGCUUUUGGAGGCAUAUUUUCCGCAAAACUUGGGCGAAAAAUGACUCACUCAAUUUCUUGCCUUCCCACCUUUUUGGGUUGGUUGACAAUAUUUUUAGCGAACCGGAUGCACAUGAUUUUAAUCGGAAGAUUUAUUACUGGAUUUACGACAGGAAUGCUAGCCACAGUAACCGGAGUUUAUAUUGGCGAAACAUCAGAUCCUAAAUAUAGAGGAUUUUUAUUGGGUGCAAUAUCAUUUUCUAUUGCGCUUGGUCUCUUCCUAGCACAUCUAAUAGGCACAUUUUUGUCUUGGCAAAACACAGCAUUAAUGUGUUCACUGCUGCCUCUGCUGAGUCAAAUUGUAAUGUUCUUCACUCCAGAAUCACCAUCUUGGCUGGCUGGCAAAAGUAAAUGCGAAGAAGCAAAACGUGUUUUCUUCUGGUGCAGAGGAACUACUGAUGAGACCAAAAGGGAACUGGAAGUGAUUAUUGAUCGCCAUGCACCAGUUCAUAAAAAAAAGAAGUCUUUUAGUGAGAUUUUAAAUGAGUUUUUAUUACCAGAGUUUUUAAAACCUUUAGGGAUUAUUACUGUUUAUAUAAUAGCUAACCAGUGGGUUGGAAUCAACGCCAUAACUUUUUAUUCCGUAAAUAUAAUGAAGGAUAUAGUAGGUGGUGGUAUAAAUGAAUAUCUUGCAACUCUUAUCGUAGAUAUAAUGAGACUAGUGAUGUCAACAGUUGCAUGUGUUUUACUAAGAACCGUAGAAAGACGACCACUUGCAUUAAUUAGUGGAAUUGGUACCUUCAUCACUCUUGUAACACUCACAUUGUACACUUAUUUUGUUAGAAUAUAUCCUCAAAUAUCUUCAGGGUACAUUCCUUUCCUUUGCUUAGUCUUAUACAUAGUUUUCGUUACAAUUGGUUUUGUUCCUUUGCCAUGGGCAAUGAUGGCUGAGCUCUAUCCUCUAAGACAUAGAAGUAUAGGUAGUGGUUUCUCCUCAAUCAUGGCCUUUCUUGCGUUCUUUUCUGUAGUUAAGAGCGCUCCAAGUAUGUUUGAGAUGUACGGUUCUCACGGUACAUUCUUUAUUUUUAGUCUAGUGGCUUUUUUUGGAACUACAUUUGUUUAUUUCUAUCUACCAGAAACUAAGGGAAGACCGUUACAUGAGAUUGAAGAUUCUUUUAAAAAUAAGAAAUAACAGACUAAUUGAUUAAUCUUUUUGUAAUCUGUGAUUUUGGAGCAAAUUCCAUUAGGUAUUUAAGUUUUACUACAGUAUUUUAAGUUUAGUAAUAGAAAUAAAAU